Molecule: messenger RNA, 462 nt
Organism: Elgaria multicarinata webbii
Lineage: Eukaryota; Metazoa; Chordata; Lepidosauria; Squamata; Anguidae
Gene: IL17C
Product: interleukin 17C
Exons: 2
Coding region: 1-462 (153 amino acids)
Biological process (GO): inflammatory response
Cellular component (GO): extracellular region
Molecular function (GO): cytokine activity
Source: RefSeq, a predicted model, not a curated record
AUGAAAGACGGUGAAGUGCCCAUGCUGUUCCGGAGCAGGGCCGCACGAGCGAAACGCCACAGCGCGUCGCAGCUGGUGCCUUACCUGGAGAAUGGAGAGGCCACCCAGCGGAGGCAGCGGAGACACCAUGGGCUGAACUGCCCUGAUCUAAAGAUCCAAGACAUUCUGAACAAAGACAUCAAUGAACGCUCCAUCUCACCCUGGAGAUAUCGCCUUGAUGAAAAUGAGGACCGCUAUCCACGCCAAUUGGCCUUUGCAGAGUGUCUCUGUGGAGGAUGCAUUGACGGCAAGACAGGCCGAGAGACCACCUCACUCAACUCUGUGCCCGUGGUCCAGAAGAUGGUGGUGCUGUACCGCAAGCCAUGCCAACACGACAGUGAGACCCCUGGCUUUACCUUUGAGGUGAAGGACAUUCUUGUGCCUGUGGCCUGUGCCUGCGUCCUGCCCCGGUCCAGCAGCUGA